Molecule: messenger RNA, 891 nt
Organism: Talaromyces proteolyticus
Lineage: Eukaryota; Fungi; Ascomycota; Eurotiomycetes; Eurotiales; Trichocomaceae
Exons: 2
Coding region: 1-891 (296 amino acids)
Source: RefSeq, a predicted model, not a curated record
AUGGCGCAAUCAGGUCAGUCAGAGGAACCUUAUGUUCUGUAUCGGAAUACCUGGUCAAUCCGAUCGCUCAUGAUUCGUCUUACUUUGAUUUCGACUGAGGAACACCCGCAACAACCUAACAUCACGAUCAAGCAAAAAGAAGUUGAUAUCAUACAUGGAGAGCAACUUGACGAAUGGUUCCUAUGCCAUAUCAAUCGAAAAGGCCAGGUUCCCGUUCUUACUCAUCCAAUAAUGUUCUCCGAACCGGUGCGAGAAUCCGUCGACAUUUCUUAUUACCUCUGUCAAUUCUAUCCGGAGCUAUUGCCAAUCGAUUAUCGUGACCAAAUAAAAAGUCUCCUUCAUGCCCUUCAUCGUCUCAACUUCCAUGUUAUUACAUUUGCAAAGCGUCCAGAGCGAGCCGCCGGUUUAAUUAAAACGACGCAGGAGAGGCUUAGCCGUUCCUAUAACUCGGAAGACUACCAUCGUGCUCUGGAAUAUAAACUAUCCAUGUUAGUUCAUCCUGGUGCAAGCAUCCUUCCAGACAAGACUAACCCUCUCUUUUUUUUUGUUGAUAGAAUAACCGACCCAGAAGAGCACAAUUUUUCGCCGGAAUAUAUUCAAGGACAAGAAGACCAAGUACGCGAAAUACUAGACAAAGCAACCGUAAUUCGCAAUAAGCACGCCUCUGAAAGUCCUUGGAUUUUUGGUACCAGGUAUGCUACCAUACUGGACACGCACUUAAUUCCUGUCAUUGUUCGUUUACGAGACAUUGGGAGCACGCACUUGGUCGGAGAAACCAUGACUCUCUAUGCUCAAUGUAUCGUGGGAACAGAGAUGUGGACUAAGCUGAUUGGAAAUCAACCCACCACAUAUGUGCCCGGGAAAUCAGAACCACUCGCGGGAGAUCUUUGA